Messenger RNA from Mercenaria mercenaria, 5667 nucleotides. RefSeq lists its product as uncharacterized. The coding region runs from base 20 to 5242 and encodes 1740 amino acids. The transcript has 12 exons. The record is from RefSeq and is a predicted model, not a curated record. NCBI's taxonomy places the organism in Eukaryota, Metazoa, Mollusca, Bivalvia, Venerida, Veneridae.
AUGGCCAGUUUUCUAUAAUAUGCGCUUAGCAAUGGAACGGCCACGAGCGACGAGAAAUCCAAUAAAUGAAAAUGGAACUGUGCACGUGCAAUUGACCACCAGCGAGAGCCGAGUGUAUCAUGUGCAAGAGCCAUCCAGUCAGUCACGUGGUUCAAGGCAACUCACAACAAAUGAGAGAGGAGCAUAUCUCGUGCAAGAGCCCUCUAGUCUGUCACGUGGUUCAAGGCCACGCACAACAAAAGACAGCGGGGCAAAUCGCGUGAAAGGACAAGACAUGAGUUCGUAUGAACCAGUUACCCACUUUAACCAUUUGUUCUUCGUCAAACCACCUGAAGGUUUUCGGGAUAUUUUACCCAGAGAUAACUAUCAAUUCGUCUCCAAUAAAACCGAGGAUUAUCCAAUAAAUGAGAAAAAUGACAAAGUGGUUGUCAUUCUUCAAAACAUUUUGCGUAAUUUAGAAAAUGAUAUUGAACAUGAUCGAAAGCGCCUUAAGGAAGAACGUCGUAAGCGGCAAAAAGAGCGCCGUCGGCGUCGGGAAGAAAGGAGGGAGGCACAGAUGGCAGCAUCACGUGCCGGAUCCGCCAGACAUGUGUUUUCUACAGUAAAUCAUAAACCAUUUGCAUUUCGGGAAGGGAUUUCAGGAAGAGCAGACGACAUAAUAUCUCACGUUUUCCGAAGAGAUACAGCAGAAAUUCGUAAACACGAUAGUUUAAGUUUCGCAGAUAUUUCUAAUAAGACUAGUGGGAAUGAAAAAUACGAAUCUUUCCUUGAAUUAGGAACGCGGAGUUUGGACAGAAAAGCGCCGAAAAGAUCGGACAGUUUCGGAGUUUCCGAUUGGUCACGUUAUUCACGGGAUGUUGAUGACGACACUGAUGCUGAUGUUGUGGUCUGCGUUGGUGGAAAUAGUCCACAAGAAGUAGCAGAAGAUAAAAUUGAUAACACUUUUGCAAAUGACUUUAAGAAAACUGGUACAAACAGGCUAAAAAGGCAGACAGACUAUCAAAAAGAUUGUUUAAGAAAAAAUUCACCCCAGUUUCCGCAUUAUGAUAAACGAAGUAAUAAUUUAGAUACCAGUACUGACUCGCAAGGAACACCAGCCAAUAUUAAAAAGAAGCUGAAGUCAUUUGAUAUUUUACCAAAUUACAGAAAAACUGGUAAAGGUAUAAGUAAGAGUACAGACUGUGAAAGUAAAGGUCAAAAGAUAAGAACAACCAACACUGUCUCUAAACCUUCAAGGGUGUGUAGAAAUGUAAAAGAUGAUUCUGUUGCAAGCAGUCAUGACAAUGAAAGUUCAAGUGAUAAUGACGAUUCAGAUAUUGUUUUUCCAUCUACAGAACAUUUUCAGUCAUCAAAGAAGGAUGAACAUAAAACUAAAGAUGUUAAUUUCAGAAUAGGUCAUGAAUCCGACACCGAGAGUGAUGCCGUAAAUGGGUAUUUAUGUAAAUAUAAAGAUGGAUUAAAUGAUAGGACUGAUUUUCCAGAAGCAGCGGUUGUUGGACCCGUUGCUAAGUUUCGCAGGAAACAUAAAGUUCCAAGCGCUGGUACCAGUGCUGUAAGAACUAGGGAAGCAGAGAGGCCAACAUCAGCAGGUACCAGCGGUUACUCCACAGACGAAUACAGUUGUAAGGCGUCUGAUUCUGAAGAUGAAUGUCUCAAAGAAAGAAAAGAAAAUGAAGCUGCAAAGUCUUCAAGGCAUAAAUUAAGCAAGUAUUUUCUUGUGCUUCAAAACGGUAUCAAUAUGGCACUCAAGGUAGACGACUCUGCAUUUCAAAAUGGCGAUUAUGCUGAUGAGAGUUGUCGUUCCUUUCUGCAAAAUAUUUCCAUGUCGGACCUUGCCAUCCCCGACCACGUCGGUUGGCUCGUUGACCAGUCAGAACAGAGCAAGGUUUGGGGCGUGGUCGUUGACAUGCUGUUUUGUGUAUUUGAAUGCGAGGGCUCCGCGAAGCCCCGGGAUGUAAUAAUUCUCCCGGGCUGUAGUAUUCGCCCGCUUGUCUACAAUACGGCUAUAAAUGGCUUGAAUACAAACACGCACUCCCAAACAAUAACGGGUAUAUCGAAAUUCCAGUUUGUUAUUGACGAUUCAAGUACAGGGCGGAAACACGUUUUUGGCGCGGAGUCGCAAUAUGACCUUGACACAUGGUAUAGAGUUCUAAAAAAGGCAUCGGCACUAGACCCUGAAAUAACCAAUGACAUAUCAACCUCCAGUGACGGAGAAGGCUUCAAACCUUCGGGCAGACGAGUGUCUUUUGACGGAGUAUUGCCCAAGCUUGGAUAUAUUCCAUCACAGGACGCUACAAGACGUUCUCAACGAAUGAGAAGUCCUCGGGGACCUCCGGAAAAGCCAGAAAUGAACGGAACUGCAGACGAUAUAUCUAUACAUACAAGUACAAACGGACACGACCCGCUUACAAACGGUAACCAGCCAAGUCCUCGCUCUGGUUUGGUAAGGAGCGAUUCUAGAAGACAGUCAAUAUCAGACUUUAAGAAACUUCUGCGACAGGAAACGAAACCGGAAGUUUCCAAGCAACUUCCGGUCAAAGCAACGCAUUUCAAACAACCAGCUCAGGAAGAGAAUACACAGGCACCACAACAAGGCGGUAAAAAGCUGAAGUCUUUUGGAAGUUUUGAAAGUCUUUUGAAAUUUAAAAGAAAAAAGCGGAAACCAUCAGAAGAUUCUAUUUCGAAUGAUGAUGGCGGUAGCAUUGUAAGUGGUUCGUCCACAGAACAAGAAAUGAUAAGUAGAUCGGUUGACAUCAGUGCUAAUAUGUCACAGUUGCAGAAACAGAAAGGCAAGAAGUUAUCCAGGUCUUUAGAAUACAGUGAACCUAAAAACGGUAUGAAUAAUGGAAUUGUGCGACGUGCUUCUGAUAUAAAAGACAGAGUUUUUAACAGACGGCCUUCUAAACCAUUCGCGAAACUUGGGGACUUACAUGACACGAGUAUGCAUGGCUUUUUGUUACAUAAACACCACUUAAAAUGGCAGAAACUUUGGUGUGUCGUCUGCAGAGGAUGUUUCUAUGGUUUCAAAUCAAAUUCACCCGAAGAAAAUGCCCAGAUUGCUGUGUUAUUAGCAAGUUGUGGUGUGGUUUUUGUUUCAAAACAGGACAAGAAGCAAAAGAAUUUAUACGUAUUCAAGUUAACUCAGGAAAAGUCUAAAAGCAUUUAUCUAUGUGCUACUGAUUACACAGAACUGAUGAAGUGGCUUACGGUUUUACAAAUGGAAUCUAAUAGUGUCAUUUCGAACGCUGACAAAAUCGGGAAAUCUUCUGAAAGUGAGAAUGACAGCAUAUGUUCCUCAUUGUCUAGUCAGAGCGGUUCGGUGUUAACAGUGUCUUCAGGCGAUCAACCACCCGCUUCUGAAACGUCAAGGUCAAGGUCAAAAAAGAAGAAAAAAGCGCCCGCUAAACCUCCUCGACAGUUUCGAAAUUCGUCAUGUCCGCCUUCCGUUUCCAGGGAUUCUGGGACUUCAACAGGGGAGGAUACUCUAACUUCCGGAAGCAUGAGUUCUAGCACAGACAAUAACACUUACGGAUCGACAGAAGAACUACCUCGUUAUGACCGAGCUGUUACUCAUGUUUGGCAGAACGACAGAGGUUAUCUCUUUAACGCAAUACGAGCCAAGCUAACGGCGUACCGUAAAAAAGACGGCAAUAUAAACAAUAAAGAACUACCUGGGGCCGAUGGUGAAGGACUGAUGGUGGUUCAAGAUGGAGCAACCCGAAAGGGUUCGAAAGAAGUCCGCAGGUCAAGAUCUUUCAACGCACAUUCGAGUACAAUGUCAGGCGGAGAGAAAAGCGGCACUCCGACGCCGACGGAAUCACCGACGUACAUGAGAAAACGACACAAACCGCUUGUUGUGAAGAAAAUUGCAGCUACCGAUUUAGAAGAAAGACAAACCAUUGCUGGUUAUAUUGAGAAAAAGAGUGUCAGCGCCCAGUGGAUAAGAUAUUGGUACGUCCUACAUGAAGGUACCUUGUUUUGUUACCUGACGACAGAUGAUAACGUCACUGUUGACGUGUUAAAUCUCCACGGAUACACUGUGGCAAGUCUGGUAGACAAAUUCCGAGGAAAAAGAUUUGUACUUCAGCUUUCACAUGAGAAUUUCACGUCGUUAUAUUUGUCAAUGGAAUCACGGGAAGAAAUGGAAAAUUGGCGGGAAAGUCUUGAACACGCCAUUAAACAACCGUCUAGUGCUAUGAAGGAAGUCGAUUCAGAACAGGGCGCAUGCGCAGGUUGCGAAAGCAACCGACAGGACGAUGUUGGAGAGAAGAGGAAACAAGUGAAGCAGAAAUUGUUAGAAGAAGUGUUACGUCAAAAAUAUGAGCUUGAAAGAAAACAAGCAGAACGGCAAAAGAAACAACGCAGCAAAGGUGUAAAUUCUCCAGAUGGCUCACCAAGCUCGUCCUACCCUCCAGACUUACUGACAGACGAACAGAGAACUAGUGACGUCACACGAUUACGUCAGCGAAGAAUGUCUACACAGCUAAAGGUGGAAACGAUACAGAAACAGAUUGAGAAGCCAAGUGGUACCAAACGUGGACUGUUUGGAUUCGGAAAGUCUAAAAAGUUGGACGAGAACAAAAACGUGUUUUUACAAGAUCAGUUGAAAGAGCUCAAUGAUAAGUUGCAUAAAAUAGAUACAGAUUUGAAUCAGGUUGAGUCUGAAAAAAACUUAUAUGAAGGAUAUGAUGUGAACCAAAACAGAAAGUCAAUGCCUGUGCAACUAACGUCCAAUUUGAACAGUUUAGAACGCGGUGUUGAUAGUGAAGAUGAUGAGGCAAAGAAAGCGAACAGUUUAAAAAAUACCAUGCAAAAAUGGACGACCAAAACUUUUUCAAAAGUGUCUGUUAAGCGGAAACAAGGAAUACCUUUAAAUGGCAGUUUGCCGAAUUUGAAACAAAAUGGUGAAAUAAACAUGAAUGGUGGCUUUGAAAAUGGUGAGAAUGGUGAUACGUAUCGAGAAGAAUUCACAUCCUUGGAAAAUAGUGUUACUGACCUUACCCGUCCAAUGUCGGAUUUAAAACUAGAUUUAAGUUUACCACUUACGCAAAACGGUCAAAAUGGAUCAGCGUCGCCAUCUUCGGUAGGGUAUAAUAGAAGUAACAGCAGAACCAGUACAUUGUCAUCGUUAUCGUCACCUCGUCGGGAAAUUGAUCCAUCAGUAUUAGCAGAAAUAGACGCAUUUGAAGAGCUGACAAAGCAAGUACUUGGAGCAAGAUCGAAGGAAACAGCGGCAAAAUGAGGACACGCAUUCAAGUGCGCAUUCAAGAACCUUAUAAUUUCAAUGCAGCUGUACACAAUUCUGUUAAACUUUGGUUAAUUGAUCAUUUCAUGACACAUGGCAUUGGUUUGAUGCCUGGAAAAAGGCGAUUUUAGCGUAACAAAGUAAAAUUAUAACAUUACAAGAAACGUAACUACUAAAAUUAACACAGUGAGGUGUUCGUUGACAUGCGUAAAGUCAAGUUUAAGAUUUCCUUUAGGUAUUGUAAGAGCUGGAAUAGAGAUAUUCUUAAAUUUUGAAAGUAAAAUGCAACACUCCUUCAACAAUUGUUUGUAAAAAAUGGUUUAAAAUGUCAUCGCCAUGCUGCUAUUCAUAUGAAAAGCAAUACCAACUACUGUCACAUUCAGACACUUCAUAUACUGUGAAUUCAUUAAUUUUCGUGGGGG